ACAUCCAUUCCAGUUCAUUGAAAAUUUAGCAAUCAUUCAAGAUGAUACAGCGACGUAGCAUGUUGACUGUGCCUCGGCUGCUCGUCUUCUGGGCAAGCUUUGGCGUGAUGGCUGCCUACAAGGGACCCGUGAGCAGCGCUCUGGGACCUGCGCGACCCACGCGCAUCGUGGAGACGCUGACGCAAUGGCAACAGUUGGAAUACGGCUUUGCUUCGGAGCAGGACCGACAGAAGGCGCAGUCUGACGGCAAUCUACUGCCUGGCUAUGGCACGCCCAUUGAUGUGCAACCUCACUAUCUGCCCAACGGGCAGGUGCGUAUAUUCACCACGGUGCCACGCUUUGUCACCGGCAUACCCUACACGCUGGCCACGGUCUCCGCGCAGUUGGGCAGCAAGGGACCCCUGCUGCAGCCGUAUCCCAGCUUUAACUGGCAUAACAACAAUGGAGACAACUGCGACCAGAUUACCUCAGCUUUUCGUGUGGCUAUCACAGAGUGCAAUCAGAUGUGGGUCAUUGAUUCGGGCAACAUAGGAGGCGUACAACUCUGUCCGCCACAGUUGCUGAAGUUCGAUCUGAACACCGAUAGUCUGCUGCAUCGCUUCCGUUUGCCCAACAAUACAUAUGUGGCUCACGCCUCGAUAAUCAUAGCGCCCAACUUGCUGGUGCAGGAUCCACCGCCGCGUGGCAACUGCGCCCGCACCAUGAUCUACAUGCCGGACGUCACCUUCCAUGGACUCGUCGUCUACGAUCAUCAGACCGAUGCAGCUUGGCGCAUUGAGAAUCGCUUCAUGUACCCAGACCCUGACUAUGGUCGUCACACCAUCGCCGGCGAGAGCUUCACUCUGAUGGACGGCAUCUUUACCGUGAACAACGAUAGGCAGAAUCUCUACUUCCAUCCACUGGCCAGUAUCAGCGAGUAUGCUGUGCCGCUGAGCGUGAUCAACAGGCGAGAGAACUUUGCGGACGAUGUCAGUGCCAUGGAGGAUCAAUUCAAGCUGCUGGGCAGGCGCAAGAGCGAAUGCGCCGCAUCUGCCAUGGACAGUCGCAAUAAUCUCUACUGUGUCACCUUGAAUCCGAUCAAGCUGUUCGCCUGGAACACGAAAACGCCCUACCUCACACGUAACUUUGGUAAUCUACCAGCUAAGUCCAGUGAGCUGCAGUUCGUCAGCGGCAUGAAGGUUGUGCGCAAUCCUGGCGGUCAGGAGGAGCUCUGGAUGCUCUCCAAUCGUUUCCAGAAAAUUUCUGCGGGCACAUUGAACUCGAAUGAGAUCAACUUCCGCAUCUUGCGCCGCCAGCUCGACGACAUACACAGCGGAGUAUACUUCGCCAGCGACGACGAUCUGACCAAUCGCUUGAUCUUCAGCUAAGCUCUACCGUAAACAGUUAAACCUAAGAAUCAAUAGAUAAUCUAAAUACAAGACACUAUCUUAAGCUUCCACAAGGCACACUCCGACAACAGCAAGUUGACAUAUUUAUAUAGUAUAAUGAAACACGUAAAUAUCUGAAAGCUCUGCUUCUUUAUCUAUAAAUUUAG
Molecule: messenger RNA, 1534 nt
Organism: Drosophila hydei
Lineage: Eukaryota; Metazoa; Arthropoda; Insecta; Diptera; Drosophilidae
Gene: yellow-d
Product: major royal jelly protein 1
Exons: 3
Coding region: 42-1367 (441 amino acids)
Cellular component (GO): extracellular region
Source: RefSeq, a predicted model, not a curated record